UAAAAAUAAUAAUAAUCUGUGCUCUCGGAUUACUAAUUGGUGCUCUCAAAUUAAUAAUCAGUGCUCUCGAAUUACUAAUUCGUGCUCUCGGAUUAAUAAUUGGUGCUCUCAAAUUAAUAAUCGGUGCUGUCGGAUUACUAAUUCGUGCUUUCGGAUUAAUAAAACUUGUUCUCAAAUUGAUAACUCGUGCUCUCGGAUUGAUAAAUGGUGCUGUCGAAUUCAUAUAAUCCGCGCUCUCGGAUUAUUAAUGUAUGCGCACUAUUUACCAACGUGUGCUCCGUGCUGAUGCGCAUGCGCAGACAUUGCCGGGAGAGUUUGGAUUCGUCUCGUCCGUUCAACCAAGGAUUCAUCCAUGACCGACACCUGCGAGGAUUUCAAAAAUCCUGGAUCACUCAAAACCUUCUCAGUGGAGAUAUGUGCCCGGAACUCAGAAUCCUGCAGACUACGUGUCAAGAGGACUGACGGUGGAUGCUUUUCUGAAAUGUCAAGAUUGGCUGACAGGACCAGACUUCUUAUGCUGCAGUCAGUCACAGUGGCCCAAAAAUCCUGAUCCUGAAAUGUUGGAUCACACUGACCCAGAGGUGAAGAAAACUGUUCAAACAAAUACCAUUCAGGUUAAAGAGCUUGAAAUGGCCACAGACAAACUGAUGACUUAUUACUCAUCUUGGACAAAACUAAAACGUGCAGUAGCCUGGUUCCUGAAGUUGAAAGACUUGUUAAAAGAAACCAAAGCCAAGAAAAGGGAGUCAACUGGCUCAAAGGAACUGAACAAAACCAACAUCCAUAAAAGUGUUAGGAAUGGAACUCCUUUGACCUGUGAUGAUCUGAUGAGAGCAGAGACAGAGAUUGUGAAAUACUGUCAAAAACAAACAUUCAUAGACGAUGUUUCAACAUUAAGGAAUGGCAAAGUUUUGAAGAAAAGUAACCCUCUCUUCAAGUUGAACCCAAUUCUGCAAGAGGAUGUACUGAAAGUUGGAGGAAGGUUAAGACAUUCAGCUAUGCCAUACGACACAAAGCAUCAAGUCAUCCUGCCAAAAGGAUCACACAUCACAAAACUUCUGCUGAGACACAUUCACAAUAGCACAGGACAUGCUGGAAGAAAUCACAUGUUGGCUACUCUGCGUCAAAAGUUUUGGAUCCCAGGGGCUCACGGUGCUAUCAGGAAAGUUUUGUCUGAAUGUGUUACUUGCAAGAAGUUGCAUGGUUCAGCUGGUAAACAACUUAUGGCAGAUCUACCAAAAUGCAGAGUCAUUCCCGACGACCCUCCAUUCACAAGAGUUGGUGUUGAUUACUUUGGACCAUUUCUGGUGAAAAGAGGAAGAACACAGAUGAAAAGAUAUGGUGUUAUCUUUACGUGUUUAGCCAUUCGAGCUGUGCACUUAGAAGUGGCACCAGCACUGGACACUAACGCUUGCCUCAAUGCAAUCAGAAGGUUCAUCGCCAGGAGAGGACAGGUGAAGGAAAUGUACUCAGACAAUGGCACCAACUUAAGAUCAGCUGAUAGCGAACUGAAGCAAUCAAUACAGGAGUGGAAUAUCAACAAAAUCACAAAGGAGUUGCAACAGAAAAACAUCCAGUGGCACUUCAAUCCUCCUUCGGGUUCUCAUCACGGUGGAAGCUGGGAGAGAUUAAUACGCUCAGUAAGGAAAGUUCUGAACACCACUGUGAACGAGCAAAUUUUGGACGAGGACAGUCUUCAUACCUUGCUUUGUGAGGCAGAAUCGAUUGUAAACAGUCGACCCAUCACAAAAGCAUCUACUGACCUCAACGACUUGGAAGCCCUCACACCUAACCAUCUGUUGCUGCUUAAGACCAAACCUGAGCUGCCUCCAGGGAUUUUCGAAAGAAACGACUUGUACGUCAAUCGCAGAUGGAGGCAAGUCCAGUACUUAGCGGACAUAUUCUGGAAACGCUGGUGUAAAGAAUACCUCACCCAUCUUCAAGAACGUCAAAGGUGGGCUACCUCUAACAGAAACCUUUGUGUAGGAGAUGUGGUUCUCAUCGUCGAUGAUACAUCACCCAGAAACUCCUGGCCGCUUGCAAGAGUUGUGGAGACCCUUCCAGAUAAACAGGGUUUUGUCCGUCAAGUAAAGGUGAAGACGAAGACCAACGAACUUUAUCGACCAAUAACUAAGUUGUGUCUUCUUGUAGAGUCUGAGUAAGAAUGAAGAGUACAGCAAAUGUAAAUGUUUGAAUAAAUGCUAAGAGCAUGUUUAUUUGUUUGUGAAAAAUAAUUAUGAAGAAUUAAUCAUUUAUGUUUUUCAUUUGAACAUUAAAUAAUUGUUUCAAAGAGUUUGAUAACAAUUAGGGGCCGGUAAUGAAGGAGUCUUAAAUAGCAAAAGUGAGAUGUUUGCAUUCAACUUGUUUAGUUUUAUUUACCGCCAGUAGGGGGAGCCCGGGAGGCGCUCUGGGGGCGCAGGUGUAGUCACGCAGCAGACUCGUGACAGACAAUGUGGAGUGGAGUCCAACAGUUUUUCGACCUCGCUAAGUUCUUCUUUUUAAUUUUCAUAUUUUCUUUGUAAUUCAAUUUUGCUUCUCCUUGGAUGUUUGUUCUUUUU
Molecule: messenger RNA, 2558 nt
Organism: Oryzias melastigma (Indian medaka)
Lineage: Eukaryota; Metazoa; Chordata; Actinopteri; Beloniformes; Adrianichthyidae
Exons: 2
Coding region: 558-2162 (534 amino acids)
Biological process (GO): DNA integration
Molecular function (GO): nucleic acid binding
Source: RefSeq, a predicted model, not a curated record